GUCAAUAAUUACUUCGUGACAUUUGAAAACGUCACUACGAAUUACGAUAUUUUUUUUUAUAACUUGAACAGAAAGUUAAUGUAAAUAGAUAUGAAGCGAUUAUAAAAUACAAUAGUUUAUUUUACGAUUUACUUUGAUAUACAACCAGAAUUCAUUAACGCGGUGAAACGUUAAAAGUCAAAACAUGACGCUUUUUUGUUUUCGCCAACUUUCUAGAUCUGUAAGAUGCGCUCAAAUUUCAAUGAUAAACGUUCAACGAACAAUAAGUACUACGCAACCAGCGAGGCUUGGCAUGAUACCGAUUGUCGUGGAACAGACCGGCAGAGGAGAGCGUGCUUAUGAUAUCUAUUCGAGGCUACUUCGGGAGCGAAUAAUUUGUCUUAUGGGACCGAUAAAUGACGACAUUAGUUCCUUAGUUGUUGCCCAGUUGCUGUUUCUUCAAUCUGAAUCUAGUAAAAAACCUGUGCAUCUCUACAUCAACUCACCAGGUGGUAAUGUGACGUCUGGUCUUGGCAUAUAUGAUACUAUGCAAUACAUAACGCCACCAGUAGCUACUUGGUGCGUUGGACAAGCUUGUAGUAUGGCUUCCCUACUUUUAGCUGCUGGAGCUCCAGGUAUGCGACAUGCAUUGCCCAAUUCACGUAUAAUGAUUCACCAACCAUCAGGGGGUGUCAGAGGACAGGCGACAGAUAUUCAAAUACAAGCAGAGGAAAUAUUAAAAUUAAAAUCUCAAAUUAAUAACCUUUAUGUUCGUCAUACAGGGUUAGCUAAAGAAAAAGUGCAAAGUUCGAUGGAACGUGAUUAUUUCAUGUCACCAACUGAAGCUAAAGCUUUUGGUUUAAUUGAUAAUAUUCUAGAACAUCCCCCAUCACAUGCUAUGGAAAGUGAAUGUACAUCGGCAGCCCCAAACCCUAGUGUAACACCUACUACAGAUUAACUAUUUAUUGUAAUAAAUAACUAGGUUUAUUAAUUGUUAUGGGUAUAAUAUAUGCAAGUUAAAUUUUUAUAA
Nymphalis io (European peacock) is the source of this 1009-nucleotide messenger RNA. It is a transcript of the gene ClpP, whose product is annotated as ATP-dependent Clp protease proteolytic subunit. Bases 185 to 937 code for a protein of 250 amino acids. NCBI's taxonomy places the organism in Eukaryota, Metazoa, Arthropoda, Insecta, Lepidoptera, Nymphalidae. Gene Ontology annotation, cellular component: endopeptidase Clp complex. Gene Ontology annotation, molecular function: ATP-dependent peptidase activity; serine-type endopeptidase activity; ATPase binding. The record is from RefSeq and is a predicted model, not a curated record. Gene Ontology annotation, biological process: protein quality control for misfolded or incompletely synthesized proteins. The transcript has a single exon.